AUGCUCUCGUUCAGCAUAUUUAAUGGAUUAAAAAGAGCAUACACCUGCGAUGCAGAACAGAAGAAUGACAGUGAUGAUGAUGAUGAAGCUGAAGAGGAUGAAACCGAGGAACUGGGGAGUGAUGAACAUGGUAUUGGUGAAGAUGGACAAGAAUAUUUGGAGAUUCUGGCUAAGCAGGCAGGUGAAGAGGGAGAUGAUGAAGACUGGGGAAAAGAUGAUGCUGAAGAGACCACUCUGGAAGGCUAUUCCGCAAUCACUGAUGAUGAAGAUAACCCUGUUGAUGAGUAUCAGAUAUUUAAAGCUAUUUUUCAAACUAUUCAAAAUCGUAAUCCUGUUUGGUAUCAGGCUCUGACUCACGGUCUUAAUGACGAACAAAGAAAACGGUUACAGGACAUAACAACUUUGGCUGAUCAAAGAAGAGAAGCCCAUGGAUCCAAAAUGAUUGAGAAGCAUGGAGGAUACAAACUUAGUGCCCCAGUUUUACCAAGUUCUUUCAAUUUUGGAGGCCCAGCAUCAGGGAUUAAUUGA
Molecule: messenger RNA, 528 nt
Organism: Saimiri boliviensis boliviensis (Bolivian squirrel monkey)
Lineage: Eukaryota; Metazoa; Chordata; Mammalia; Primates; Cebidae
Source: RefSeq, a predicted model, not a curated record